AUAUACUAUAGUAAUCCAUUCUGCAUAAUGAAGAUCCUUUUAGGUGUUGGCAUCGGUGAGGGUUCAGCGUACUGGUCAUGGUGUUGCUGGCAUGCUGCGUUGACUCAUCAUCUUCACUUUGACCCAGUCCUUGUUUGGGUAUUAUAUCAGUGUCAUCAGUUCUCGGACUUGAUUAGAGUAGAGUGGGCGGCAUAUGCGGCUUUGAGCACGGCUACUGUUGUCGAUAUCCUUGUUGCAUCAUCAAUGUGGUAUCUCCUCGCUACCCCCCGCGCUGGGUUCUUCAGGUUGGAUUCCUUCAUCAACAAGCUUAUAACUUACACCGUUAAUACUGGCUGUAUCACAAGUAUAGGUUCAGUGGCAACUACAGUCACAGUAAGGUCUACAUAAUCU
Molecule: messenger RNA, 390 nt
Organism: Suillus plorans
Lineage: Eukaryota; Fungi; Basidiomycota; Agaricomycetes; Boletales; Suillaceae
Exons: 5
Coding region: 28-387 (119 amino acids)
Source: RefSeq, a predicted model, not a curated record